Messenger RNA from Penicillium mononematosum, 981 nucleotides. RefSeq names its product bifunctional triacylglycerol lipase/ester hydrolase. Gene Ontology annotation, cellular component: lipid droplet. The record is from RefSeq and is a predicted model, not a curated record. Lineage: Eukaryota; Fungi; Ascomycota; Eurotiomycetes; Eurotiales; Aspergillaceae. Gene Ontology annotation, biological process: lipid storage. The coding region runs from base 1 to 981 and encodes 326 amino acids. Gene Ontology annotation, molecular function: lipase activity. The transcript is spliced from 5 exons.
AUGACACCUGAAAUUACUGCAAACACCUUUCUCACUGCCACAGGUUCUCCAUCAGACCAAAAGACGACAAUCUUCUUCAUCUCCGGCAAUCCGGGUCUGAUCGGCUACUACCACCCAUUCCUCUCUUUACUCUCAAAGUAUCUAGAUGAGGAAAAAGAGGAAAAUCUACCAAGCCGACCAUCAUUUCAAAUCUACGGCUGCUCUCUGGGUGGCUUUGAAAUCGACGAACACAAGCCCUCGCCGUCAAACAAUGGCAUCGAUCUCGACCUGGAAGAUCAGAUCUGCUUUGUCCAGGGCAAGCUCGCUACCCUGAUGGGGACGAAGGCAACACAAAAAGUCAUCCUGAUCGGCCACUCCGUCGGCGCAUAUAUCGCAAUGGAAAUCCUAAGACGACACCGUGAAUCAAAUCCAGGAAGCGCCUUCGAUAUCAUCGGCGGAGCGAUGCUCUUCCCAACAGUCAAGGAUAUCGCCGCGUCGCCUUCAGGGCAGAAAUUGACGACUCUACUUUCGAUUAUUCCCCGUCUGGCUGUGGUGGUUAGUUUCUUCGCUCGACUACUUACAUUUCUGCUCCCGGCAUCACUUCUUCGAUCUGUCAUCCGGCUUGUUAUGAAUGACCCGCCCGUUCAUGCUUUGGACACUACGUGUGCUUUUUUGAAGAGUCGGGGUGGGGUACGGCAAGCUUUACAUAUGGCUGCUGAUGAAAUGCGGACUAUCACUUCGGACAAAUGGAGUGAUGAUGUCUGGGGUGCUGCGUCGGCGCGUGAGCCUAUCGCUAAGCUGUUCUUCUAUUUUGGUCGUAAUGAUCACUGGGUGGCUGAUCAGACGAGGGAUGAUAUUGUUGCGGUGCGCGGGCAGAAGGGAGGACAGGCUGGGCCGACUAUGGUUGUUUGUGAAGAAGGCUUGCCACAUGCAUUUUGUUUGAAACACAGUGAUGUGAUGGCGCGAAAAGUUGCGGGGAUGAUUAGGCAGAUUGUGGCCUGA